UCUUCCACAUCUUCUUCAUCCACUGCGAGUUCUACUUCAUCUAUUAGUUACUAUAUCCAGUCCCCAUCCUCGGCACCAAAAUGGUUUCCGGUUCCUGCACCGACGAGGUCGCCUUCAACGUCUCAGCUGCCAGGCUCUGGAAAGGAGCAGUGUGCGAGCCUCACAUCUUGUAUCCUAAGCUCUUGCCUGACUUUUUCUCUAAAGCUGAGCGCAUCGGAGAGGGAGUUGGAGCCAUCAACGUUUUUUACUUUGCUCCAGCUUCUAAUAUGCCGCUCGGAAGCUUUAACAAGAACAAGAUCGACGUGCUGGACGAGACGACGUACACUUUUCAGAAUACAGCCAUGGAAGGGGGGCUCAUUGGUGUUCUUCUUAAGUCACUAGUUUACGAAUCUGUAUUCGUAGCUUCGGGCGCUGAUAGUUGCAAUGCAAAGAUAAAGGUGGAGUAUGAAACACUUGGGGACGGGGAUCUUAGUGAGGAAGAGCUAAAACCCAUCAGAGAUGGAUCGAUCGGAGUGCUCAAAGCUGUUGAGGGAUACUUGCUUGCCAAUCCUGAUGUCUACGCAUAAAUUCAUGUCGAUCAAGAAUCCAUUAGAACUUGCUCUCUGUCAUUACUACCUAAGCAUAAGUUCGAGUUUGUUGUGAAUAAAGGGAUCGGAUUAAUUCCCUAGAGUGGAAUAACAAGAAGUGUUCUUUUUGUUACUUUCGCAUCAUGUGGCAAGAAAUGGUCGAUUGAACGGUUGAGCUUGAAAGAUUUCA
Molecule: messenger RNA, 756 nt
Organism: Zingiber officinale
Lineage: Eukaryota; Viridiplantae; Streptophyta; Magnoliopsida; Zingiberales; Zingiberaceae
Product: pathogenesis-related protein STH-2-like
Exons: 2
Coding region: 81-566 (161 amino acids)
Biological process (GO): defense response; abscisic acid-activated signaling pathway
Cellular component (GO): nucleus; cytoplasm
Molecular function (GO): signaling receptor activity; abscisic acid binding; protein phosphatase inhibitor activity
Source: RefSeq, a predicted model, not a curated record